Molecule: messenger RNA, 540 nt
Organism: Spodoptera frugiperda (fall armyworm)
Lineage: Eukaryota; Metazoa; Arthropoda; Insecta; Lepidoptera; Noctuidae
Gene: ND-B12
Product: NADH dehydrogenase [ubiquinone] 1 beta subcomplex subunit 3
Exons: 3
Coding region: 169-456 (95 amino acids)
Biological process (GO): mitochondrial respiratory chain complex I assembly; electron transport chain
Cellular component (GO): mitochondrion
Source: RefSeq, a predicted model, not a curated record
UAGAUUCACAGUAACAAAAUAGACAGUUUGUACAUUUUAGUAAGUAGUUUGCAGCUCUAUGUGCUGCACUGUCUUUGCCAUUGUCAAAAAAAUGUCAAUUAUUGACAUUUAAAAAAAAGAAAGAUUUCUGAAGGAUUACGAGAUUUUCAUUUACAAAAAGUAUAAAAGAUGGGUGGACAUGGACAUGGGCCUCCAUACAAAAUACCAAGCUACGAGCAAUUCACCAUCAAGGGUAUUCCUCAGCUAGAAGAACUUGAAAAAGCACUAGAGAAAAAGGGCCUUCGUGAUCCAUGGAUCAGGAAUGAGGCGUGGCGCUACCACCCCGGGUUCGGCACGAAGUGGGCUCGCGCGCGCGCCGUGUUCUUCCGCGGCGCGCCGCUCGGGCUAGGGCUGGCCCUGCUCACCGUCGCCGCCACCAAGGCGUUCGGCGGCAAGGCGGAACACGACCACCACUGAUGUGUUAUUUAAUUUAUCAUAUUAUCGUUAUCUUUGAUUGCUAUUGGCUAGGCAUAGAAAUAAAAACAUAAGAAACCCAAUCUA